This is a messenger RNA of Drosophila elegans, 1276 nucleotides long. Its product is annotated as NK1 transcription factor-related protein 1. Gene Ontology annotation, cellular component: nucleus. The transcript has 3 exons. Gene Ontology annotation, molecular function: RNA polymerase II cis-regulatory region sequence-specific DNA binding; DNA-binding transcription factor activity, RNA polymerase II-specific. Lineage: Eukaryota; Metazoa; Arthropoda; Insecta; Diptera; Drosophilidae. The record is from RefSeq and is a predicted model, not a curated record. Bases 154 to 1059 code for a protein of 301 amino acids. Gene Ontology annotation, biological process: regulation of transcription by RNA polymerase II; animal organ development.
CAUACAACAAAAUAAACACAAGGACUUACUGAUUUUUGUUUUUGUUAAAAAGAGUGUCAAGUGCAACAUGUUUAAAAUGGAGCAGCUGCCGAAAAAUCUGGACUAAAAUAGUUUGCUAUUUAUAUUAAAGCAAAGUAAAGCAAAUCCAUUAAAAUGCAGAGUUCGAAAUCUUUUUUAAUACGUGAUCUUCUUGGCGAUUUGAUCAAUCGACGACAAACGGACUCAGAACUUGAUCUAUCCAAUGAUGAGUCGGAUAUAGACAUCGAGGAUCGAUCCACGCCGGAUUCGACGGCACCUGGUUGCCAGCAGGAUUUGCUGCUGCCGCACCACCAUCGCAGAUUCACCCACCACGAUGACUCCAGUGUGGAGUCUUGUUUAUCGGCCGCACGGGGCCCAGAAUCCGGAUCCGGUUCGGGAGGAGGAAGGGGAGGAGGAGGCGGUGGCGGUGGAGGCGGUGGAGUCGGUGGAGGAGUCCCCAGCGGACUGACAGCAGCAGCGGCGGCGGCGGCGGGUGUGGCCGCUGGUCUCUUGGCAGCGGCAGCCAGUGGCGGGGAUCCCAAUGGCGGCAGUGGACCGGGAUCGGGCGGCGCACCAGGCAGCGGUGGAUAUGCGGAGCACAAACUGCAGAUGAGCAAGAGCGGCCGGAAGCCGAGACGCCGCCGCACCGCCUUCACCCACGCCCAGCUCGCCUACCUGGAGCGCAAGUUCCGCUGCCAGAAAUACCUGAGCGUGGCCGAUCGCAGCGAUGUGGCCGAAACGCUCAAUCUGUCCGAGACGCAGGUCAAGACCUGGUACCAGAACCGAAGGACCAAGUGGAAGCGACAGAACCAACUGCGCCUGGAGCAGCUGCGUCAUCAGGCGACCAUGGAAAAGGACUUUGUGGUGCAAGACGGCGGCGGAGCGGGCGGAUUGGGCUGCUGUCCCAGCGGAUUGAGCAGUUCGUUUAGUGCUGCUGCUGCUGCAGCGGCGGCUGCCAGCAAUCCGUGCAAUUUUCUCACUUCCGCAGCGGCGGCAGCCAUUUUCCGGAACGUCGGCUAUGUUCACGGAUGUCCAAUGUAGGAGCCACGCCCACUCCCCCUCCCAGUUGCCUAUGUACAUACAUAAUACGUAUAAAUAAAACCGUUCUUGUGCAAUAACCGAUCGGGAUGAUAUAUUGAAAUAGCAGCGAUGAGCUCAUAUUUACCAAACGUACCCGAUUAUAUUAAUAUACGUACUUAACUAUAUAAUCAUAAACUAAGCUUAGUCGAAUUAAUUGUAAUAUACAACAACCAAAAUU